Amaranthus tricolor (Joseph's coat) is the source of this 2339-nucleotide messenger RNA. Its product is annotated as probable glucuronoxylan glucuronosyltransferase F8H. The record is from RefSeq and is a predicted model, not a curated record. Gene Ontology annotation, molecular function: glycosyltransferase activity. Lineage: Eukaryota; Viridiplantae; Streptophyta; Magnoliopsida; Caryophyllales; Amaranthaceae. The transcript is spliced from 3 exons. The coding region runs from base 539 to 1891 and encodes 450 amino acids.
CAAUUUUCAAAUAUCAAAGAAAGUAGCUAGAAUUUAUUAUCCUCAUACCAAUACCAUGUUCUGCUACUCCUAUGUCCUUUAGUACACCAAUAUUAUUAUUCAUACAAAUAAAGUAGUCUUUGGUUACUACCAAAAACUAAUUAAAUCCAUAACAGAAAUCAACCAAAACCAAUACAAUAGUAGUAGAACAACUCUCCCAUGUCCAUCCCCAAUUACAUCAUCUUCUAGAAUUUCAUCAUCAACCUAAAACGAACCUUCAACAAACUUUCUCUCACCUUCAUCUCUUUCUGAUCCUUAACAGCAAACCAAACAUGGAAUAACCCAUUUCAACCACCAUUACAGAAUCUUCUCAACAAUGGCGGAUUUCAACAGACCCUCAAUGUUAGAAGUGGGUUUUCUUCAUUCUAAGCUAAAACGAACCUUCAACAAACUUUCUAAGUCAUUUUCUCUCACCUUAUUCUGUUUUUGAUAACCAAACAAGGAAAAACCCAUUUCAACCACUAUUAUAGAAUCUUCUCCUAGAUAAUCGCGCCCAACUAUGGCGGAUUUGAUUAAACCCGUUAUUGGUAGAAGAGGGUUCUAUGUAAAGAUGAGGUUUCUUCAUUCUAAUCAUCAUAGACAUGGCAAACGUUUCAGUUCUUCCCAUUAUAAUCAUUUCUUCUUUAAAUGUUUUAAAUGGUUUUUAUGGUUUUUCAUCUCUGUUUAUUUCUUCAUCUCUUUUCCUCCAUUCAAAACCUUCUCAUCUUCAUCAUCUGUAGUUAAAUCUCGUUCUCUGGUUGAAUCUUCAUCUUCAUCAUCUCCUUCUUCGAUAGAUUUGUUAAAGGGAUUGAAGAUUUAUAUCUAUGAAUUACCAGCAAAAUACAAUGGAGAUUGGUUAAAAAAUGAAAGAUGCAAAAAACAUUUAUUCGCAUCUGAAGUUGCUAUUCAUAAAGCUUUAUUAGAAAGCGAUGUAAGAACAUUUGACCCAAAUGAAGCUGAUUUCUUCUUCGUCCCUGUUUAUGUUUCCUGCAAUUUUAGCACCAUUAAUGGCUUCCCAGCAAUCGGUCAUGCUCGUACCCUUAUUUCCUCCGCCAUUAAUCUCAUCUCCUCUUCCUUCCCUUUCUGGAAUCGUACCAACGGUGCUGACCAUAUUUUCGUCGCUUCCCAUGAUUUUGGCGCUUGUUUUCAUACCAUGGAAAACGUCGCAAUUGAAGAUGGAAUAAUGGACGGUUUGAAAGCGUCGAUAAUAAUACAAACUUUUGGAGUUCAAUAUAAUCACCCAUGUCAAAAAGCGGAGAGUGUGGUGGUUCCACCGUAUGUGUCGCCGGAAAGUGUACGGUCAACUUUAUCAAGGUGGCCAUUAAAUGGUCGUCGUGAAAUAUUUGCAUUCUUCAGGGGUAAAAUGGAGGUCAAUCCUAAAAAUGUCAGCGGUCGCUUUUACAGCAAAGCGAUCCGAACCCACAUUUGGAGGAAAUACAACAAUGAUCGGAGAUUUUACCUAAAGCGUCAUAGAUUUCCCGGUUACCAGUCAGAAAUUGCACGCUCUGUCUUCUGUUUAUGCCCAUUAGGGUGGGCCCCAUGGAGUCCACGCUUAGUUGAAUCCGUUGCACUUGGUUGUGUUCCUGUUAUUAUAGCUGACGGUAUUCAGUUGCCUUUCCACGACGUCGUUCCAUGGUCUGAUAUUUCUCUCACAGUCCCGGAAAACGACAUCGGAAAACUCGGUCAGAUACUCGAUCACGUGGCGAAAACGAAUCUUACGGAGAUACAAAGGAAUUUGUGGGACCCAGCUGUAAGUAGGGCCCUACUUUUUAACGAUCAGAUCGAAAAAGGUGAUGCCACGUGGCAAAUACUUCGUUCUCUUGCUGGGAAAUUACAUAUGGCCCACAAUAAGUCAAGGGUUUCAACCCAAUAAGGAGAGUACACGUGGAACUUUAUAAUUGGUUGUGUCAGAGUCUGAAAAAUGCCAGCUAAGAUAAGAUGUUGUACUUUUGAAAUGGAUGACAGCUGGAUUUAAUUUUUUUAUUUUUGAAAAUAUUUUUUCACGGGUUUGAAUAUUUAACCAUUUUUCUGACACAAUACAGAUAAGAUUGGGGAAACAUUGAUGAGGGUGACGUGGCAAGUGUUGGUUGGGUGUAUAGGACGGUUCAUGUAUGUGAAGAGAGAGGAAGUCAUGGGAGUACGAGUGAUAUUUAAUUUGGAUUUAUACGGUGAGAGUAUUAUGAUUAUUCAAGCUUUGUAAUUAAUUGGGUGAGAAAAUUAAAAUUAGAAUAGCUCAGGUCAGGUCAGGUCAUAAAAGACCCUGUAAAACAAAGGGUCAUCAUUAUCACUUUUAUAAAUAUUGUAUAUUGUACACUUUUGAA